AUGGCGACCGAACCACUACCGUCGAACCCUAUCCCGGGCUCGGGAAUCCAACGUCAAACAAGAAGUCUUAGGAGAUCAACAACUCGUUUACCGGUCACAAUUCGAUCUCCCAAAGAGUGUACUGUUGUCGAACCAACACGACCUCAUGCCACAAAUCGGAGCCUUCGCCACGUUCCCAAAAGCGAGGCAUCUUUGAGUCGUACAGUCACAAACUCUCGCCUACCGUCCAGAAACGUUCUGCCAAGCGUUGUACAGGCACAACCUCCAUCGGCCACUCCAUCCGUCCGGAGUAGCUCCAGCGAAGCACAGUCUCUAGGCCGCCGAUCCGUACGUCCUCCUGCUUUAAACACAAAGACACCAUCUUUAGUAUCAGGCUCGACUAUAUCAGUGCCAGAUAGCCCCCGAUCAGCAUUACGUAGGAAGCCUUCUACGAUCGAUCAAUAUGCCCUACGCGUCAAGACUGACCCCGAGAGCAUGCAAGAACAUCGAAACUUGAUCAAGACUGUGUACAGUGUGCAGCAUGACGAUGACCCCUUUCCAGAAGCCAUCUUUGGCAUGACGCUUCCUUCUACUUCUGGACAAACAUCUCUGAAGAUCGCCAAUCGGAUACCGAACUCAGGAACCAGCAUCUCCUACUUAAGGACAGACACGAAAGUCUCACGUCCCAUGGUCGACAUACAGGCACCUUUCUCAGAUGCUUCGAGCAGGAAUACCGACUCGCCAUUUAGCCAUCAAUCAACACCAACUUCGGCAUCCUCACAUUCUUCUCUGGCAAUAUCUGCUUUAGGAUCUGCUCGUCACAGAGAUAGCUUGGACCUAGCUCGUGCCGCUGCGAAAACACACUUGAGGAAGGACAAGUCUCACAAUGCCAGUACCACCUCAUCAUCACGACAAGAAAUCAAGAGGCCUAGUGUGUCUGGCUCUAGAGAACAGAUCAAAGACACACAAGAGUCCAUCGGACAACGACCGUCAUUCUCAAAUCCUUUUUCUGCUAAGGUCACACCGGUCCAAGGCAAGAAAGACUCAGCUCUGACAAAGUCGACAAGCAGAAGCAAAUCUCACGGAGCACUUGUUGAUGAUAUUCCGCCAGAGUUCGCGCAUCUGAACGUCGAUCCACCGCUUGAUUACUCGAUCGGUAGGCUGGUACCUCCUCGACGACCAAGUAGAGACGGCAUUGAUAGUCUUGGUCUCCCCUUCGACAUACCUGUGGUACAGAGCAACCUUUCGCACAUUGCGAGAAUAUCAUCUCGAGGGUCAAACGAAGCUGGAGUAGAAUCACCACCACUGAGCCCAAAACGAACAUUUGGAUUCACCUAUCGAACUUCUUCUCGUCAGAGCAACAAAUCCCAAACGCACACAAUAUCACCUAGGACGCCUGUUGAACGCUCUGACAUGGAUUCACCGCUGAGUCGCAACGACUCGCCAAUGAUCGUGCCGAGCCCCAAUACCUUGAGAUCCCCUAGGACAGGCAUACUGUCCAAUGUUCACACCAAGUCAUCAACUCCGCCGAUCGCGUCUGAGAAGCCAAAGAAAGGACCCGCAGCGGGUACUGGUCAUGAGGGUUAUGGCAAGUUCGGCUUCAGAGGAAGAGGGAGCAGUAUAUUUGGCAGGACAAGCCGUUCUUCUAGCAAAGACAGCUCGACCAGUCACUCAGGAUUCUCGUUCUUGAGUAGAAAGAAGAGUAUGACCGACGAGAGUGAGGACAACUUGGAUCAAUUCUUGCAAGAAAGACGAGAGCCCAUAAUCCUUCGAGGAAAUGGAAGACCGGGAUCAAAUUCAGAUGAACGAGAGAUAGCCAACAGUGCUAAAUCUGAUCACGUCGAUGAAGUCAAACACCACACAGACUCAUCAGUUUCAGAAAGAGUCACACCAACAGCCGGCGCUACAAAGCCUGCACUUUCUGAGCUUGGUGGUGAGGGUAAAGAAGGUCAUUGGCUGACUUCUCCCACAUCAAGGAAAAGCCCGACAUUGAUGCAACGAUUCAAGUCCAAAAUCACAAGUCAAUCCCCAGACAACGCCUCUGAACAUCAGCAAACACAUAGUCCGCUACACUUCGACUCCAUUGAUCAGACCACAGACCUCGAUCUCACAGAUAUAGAGAAGCUUCUCAGUGGCGACACCCAUUCUUCACAAACUUCAAAAAGUUCUGAAGGCGAUUCGAAAACUGCGAAUCCGCUUGUGUCCUACGAUCGAAGACACGAAGGUCUUUUGCCGAGCCCGAUGGAAAUAUCAUCCACGAAGAGAGAAUCAUUAGGAUCUCCUGUUCUGCUCCAAGCAAAAACGGUAACUCAAGUCAGAGCCCCUCAGCUUGUAGAGAUAUCCAACACAGCAGGCCCAUCAUCUCGAGAUGACUCGAAAGUCAGACUUCGAUCUGUUGGCAGGAUUCCAAAAGUUGUGCGAGUCGGUCAGAAUCCACGAACUCAACUUUCUCACCAAGACUCUUCGAACCAUAAUCCGGACAAGAGCCAAGCUGCUGAUUCAGUCGCCGACGAAUCACGAGAGUUCAUUGCGUUUCCUUCAAGGAAAGAUUCGGAGCUGUCUUCCACCAGCAGCUCUGGGUUUGGAAGCCCAUGCAUCACAAGAUCAUCAUUCAUCGGGGAAGACGAAGUCUGGAAUGAAUAUGAUAACUUGUUGGAUGAGGUUUUGCCCCCUAGGGUGAGGGCAUCAACUACGUCCUCUGUCGGUGCACCCUUCCAGUAUGGCGACAUGGUCGACCACAAAGCCACAAUUCGCAAGGAGGAGACACCGAAAAGUAUUUCGCAUCCUGAGGCUAGUAGAAGGGUGUCGAAUCUCGACACAAGCCGUCCAAGCACCACUUUCUCGAUAUCUGAUUACCUUGUUGACCAAGACGAUGCUGUUUUGGUGGCUCCCACGCCCCCUCGCGAAGCCAGAAGUCCUCAAAUCGCACCUGCUCUUCCUGAUCGACGCAGUCUGCGAAAACCAGUCUCCAACCAAGAGGCAAGGCCGAUCGACAAUUUUGUGUCUGCGGAGUUGAGAUUUGCAGCACUCAUGACGAGUAAAUGGCUCUCUUUCGGGCGACUUCUGUUCAGCCCCGCUCAUGAGGAAGCGACGACCGGCGACCACACUCGGAUCCUCAUCGUCGACGGACUCGGGAAAGAGUGGUCUUAUAAUUGCGCUCUGACCUACCCAAAGUGCCAAUUCUACAACCUUGGCCCGGAACCAAAUUCAUCAUCGUGGGAAACGCUGUCCAACCACCAUCAUGUCAAGCACCCAUCAAUCUCAUCACCAUUCCCAUUCCCUAACAACUACUUUUCGGCUGUGGUCUUUCGCUUCCCUAUCGCCGCCGCAGAUGAUGCCUACCAGGCAUGUUUUAACGAGAUCAAACGCACAUUGCGUCCAUCUGGAUACCUCGAGAUGUCUGUCUUAGACCUGGACCUUGUCAACAUGGGUCACAUCGCUCGAAAGACCAUCCGCGAUCUGAAGAUACGCAUCCAUGAACAAGACAGUCAGCGCGAAUUCGAGAACUUGCGCAAAUGUGUCGUUGGCAUUCCCGUAGCUGGGCGCAUACGAAGGAGUUACGACAGCGGUAGCUCAAGCUCCGGUAGCCAACAAAAAAGAACUUCAGAACAGCCCGAGCCUGAAUACCUUCGAUUCACCGAAUGGAUGCAGAGCAGCGGCAACAAAAACAACGAAGAAGACGAACGACAUGAAAGACGCAACGACGAAGAUAUCACAAAAACCGUGGCAAAGAUAGGACGCUGGUGGUACUCUUCUUGCUACCCGGACCCUGGCCGGUCGAACACAAUUGAGCUUUGGGAUACACCAGGUUUGUUGAGAGAGUGCGAGCGUCAGAGGACUAGCUUCAGGCUGCUCUUUUGCUACGCACAGAAGCCAGUCUGUGUUAAAAGGCGCACAGCAAGUGUUUGA
Molecule: messenger RNA, 3888 nt
Organism: Aureobasidium melanogenum CBS 110374
Lineage: Eukaryota; Fungi; Ascomycota; Dothideomycetes; Dothideales; Saccotheciaceae
Exons: 2
Coding region: 1-3888 (1295 amino acids)
Source: RefSeq, a predicted model, not a curated record